GGGGCAGAGCCCGGCGGGCGGCGGGGCGGCCCCGCUCCCCGUGAAGAGGCGGUGCGGCAGGGCAGCGGCUGCCGCCAUGCAGCCCUUGCACCGGGCCCUGGCGUUGCUGCUGCUGCUGCUUCUGGCCGCCGGGACCUUGUGCCUCUGCCUCGCCUCCUCGGAGGACCCAACUGCCGAUGGCCUCACGUCAACCUCCCUGCUGGAAUUUGCUAUGAUGUCCCACCUGGAGGCCAUGAAUUCCCACGAGCAAACCCGACCAGAGGCUGCAGAGCCAGAUCUUGCCCCUGGCUCCCUGCAUGCUGCUCCAGGGUCAGGCUUUGCCAGUGAGGAGAAUGAGGAGUCCAAGAUCUUGCAGCCUCCACAGUACUUCUGGGAAGAUGGGGGAGAGCUCAACGACUCCAGCCUGGACUUGGGACCAGCAACAGAUUAUACCUUUCCUGCUUCGUCUCAGAAGGCAUUGCCGAAACAAAAUGGGACACAAGCAGACAACUGGGAAAUGGCCACUGUCCAGCCACCAGCAGAAUUUGUGGAGCCUGACUUACACACUCCUUUCUCCACACUAGAGGAAGAGGAGGGGCUGCUCCCUAUUGACCACUCAAGAGGAGGAAUGGAGAGCCUCCAGACCUCUGGGCCAGAGCUUACAUCUUCUGAACCAGUGGACCAAGAGGACUCCUUCUCCCUUCCGUUUUCCACAGCCUCUGCCAGGCCGGGUGUUGUGACUGAGGCAGCCAUAGGAGGGCAAGAAGAGGACUCUGUUUCUCCAGGCUUAGACCUUGGGAGCAGCAUGGGACCAGGUCUCCUACCUGUGCCCUCUACUUUUUCUACUACAGUUGCUGCAAGAUCUCCCAUUGAUUCAGAAGAACUCCUUGAGGUGACAACUGGAGACACUUGGGCUGUUGGGGGAGCAGAUUCAGAGCUGGCUGUGGCUACAACAGGAGCAGAGCCUGCAGAGACCACAGUGGAGGCUGGUGGGGAAGAGCAUUCAGCCAGGGAGGAGGUGUCAGAGCCCACGGUGGGGUGGGAGAUGCUGGAGCCCACGGUGCUGACCGAAAUGGAGCAAACGGUGGAAACGCCUGUGGGGACACCCUCUCCUGCAGGCAGCUCCCCAGGCACCCAGACUACUCCUGGUAGUGAGCAGCAGCCCUCUUCUGUGUCUCUGUGGGACAGAGCUGAUGAGCCUGAGCUGGAUCCCCUUUGGAAUGACACAGAGCCAGCCACUGAGACUGCAGCAGCAGGGAGGAGCUCGUCACCCCCGCCUGGGGACGCCCGCAUGGCCAUGCUGCCCACGGAGCUGCCCUGGGACUCUGCACAGGUGAUCUGUAAAGACUGGAGCAACCUUGCAGGAAAGAACUACAUCAUCCUGAAUAUGUCGGAUAACAUUGACUGUGAGGAGUUUCGGUUGGAGAGGGGUCCCCAGCUGUUGGCACUGGUGGAGGAUGCCUUCUCCAGGCAGGCAGAGGGGCUGCAGGACCGCUGGCUCAUCUCUCUGAGCAAACCCAAUGAGAAUGACAAGCACUUGCUAAUGACACUGUCAGGGGAACAGGGUGUUAUCCCUACAAAAGAUGUUCUCAUGGCACUGGGGGAUGUUAAGAGGAGCUUAGCUGAGAUUGGUAUCCAGAACUACUCGACCACCACGAGCUGCCAGUCGCACCCUAACCAGACGCGCAGUGAUUAUGGGAAGCUCUUUGUGGUGUUGGUGAUCAUCGGCUCCAUCUGUGCCAUCAUCAUCGUCCUGGGGCUCAUCUACAACUGCUGGCAGAGACGCCUGCCCAAGAUGAAGAACAUGUCCCACGGUGAGGAGCUGCGCUUUGUUGAGAACGGCUGCCAUGACAACCCCACCCUGGACGUGGCCAGUGACAGCCAGUCGGAAAUGCAGGAGAAGAAGCCGAGCGUGAACGGGGGGAACACCAUCAAUGGCCCCGACAGCUGGGAUGUCCUGAUCAAUAAGCAGGCCAGCGAGGAUGUGGAUGUGUUUGAGGAAGACACGCAUCUUUAGAAAAAGAAAGGAGGGAACCACCCUCUUAAACACACUUGUUUUUCUCCUAUCUUGACUGAUGGACCAUGGGAUCAGGUGGCUUCUCAGGAACUUCAUAAAACCUUUGAACGUGUCUUUGGGCAAGUUUUCCCUAUGGAAGUCCUGAGCCUGCAUCUGAGGCUUGGAGCCAGGAGGAUCACGGAACAGAGGGAAGCGGGAGGGGUGGGUUUAUAGAUCUGUGUGUGUGUGUUCCUAUCAGUAGCACCAAUGCUUUCAUCACCUUUAAAUGCACUUACUGUAGCUCUGUGGUAGUGGCUGAGACUGUCUGGAUUGGAGAAACAAGCUGGUGGGGCUGCCUGCCACCAAGAGUCCAGAUUUGGGGAGUAAAUUCACUUUCCAAAUACUGACCUUGAGACCACAUUCAGUCCAUGCAGGUGCAGUAAAACCUGUGCAUUCUGGAUGGAGGGGAGCCAAGAUUCUGUCAAUGUUCUGGGCAGAGUUUACAUUCCCCAUGUGAAAAACAGGUUUUUUAGUGCUCUAGCAUUCAGCUACUAAUUGUAUGAGAGCUGAUGUUUACAUUUGGGGAAAAUACCCCUCCCACCACUCCCUGCUGUCAUCUCAUUUCACCCCUGGUACCACUAACAGCCCCACUCCUUUUUUCAGCUCCACAACUCCAAGCUGAGCUUGCAAAGUUUGAGCACUUUACCCUUGCUUGACCAAUUGCAGAGAAUUCAGUGCCAUGGUGCAGCAUUUUAGAUGAAAAUGUGCUUUAGGUUGGAGCGUUGCUCAAAAAUGGUGUUUACAUGCCUCUUUCACAAUAGCCUGGGAAAUCAGCAGGAAAAUAUCCCUUGUCUUGUGUAAGUUUAAACUGACUGGCCUUUUCCACUCGAGUUCUAUUUCACAGGUUAGUUUCAUUUCAGUUGGUCAUUUUGCAGUAAAUAUAAAGACUAUGUGAAACUUUUAAAAUAGGGAAACAAGUAAUGUUCUCAUCCUUUUGUUUCAAUUUCAGCAUCUUGCCCUGAGGGAAGGGUGGAAAUGUUUAAUACCCCACAGGUAUAAAUUGGGGUAACAUCUUUAAAAUCACUGCAUUUAAACAAUGUAAGAACCAGUUCUGAUGAGAUGGGAAUCGGAUGUAAGAGCUCCCCAAUGGAUGUUUCUCAGGCAUGCCUCAGGCAACUUUGAGGCUCCAGCUCCCUGAAGAUGUGUGCUGAAGGCACGUGAAUGUGUGUAACUGUUCUCUGAGCCCUGCCUAAACUACUGUCAAGCCUGAAAUCCCAGAACAUUUGUUUCUUCUGUCAGUGAGGGACUGAGGGACUUGCUUCGGUCAGAGGCAGAACUUCUCUCCCUAGUGGUGGUGAUCUGCAUGCUUGCUUCCUGCGAGAUGCAGCUUCACACUUGGUCUUGAAGGGAACCUUUGUACACAGAGGCCCCAGAUGUGCAGCCUGUAAAUCUGUCACUGUAGGUAUAGAGACCUCUAGCAUGUUCCCCCGGUGGGUGUGCCUCAAGUCAAGGUGCCAGAGUCUGUUGUUGCAGUUUGUGUAGCGCUUUGCAUGCAAACUGCAUCACAGAUCACCUCGAUGGCAGACCACUCUGAUACCAGUUUAUUAAGGAUUCAAGAAAGGUGAUAACCUUUGAUUUCCUAUCCAGAUUCCAAUUUUCAGUGGUUUUAGCCUGCCUCCAUUCCUGGUGUUUUGUAGCACACAGUGAUCAUCAGCUCUUUUUGUACCUUGGUAGGGUUGCAGAGAUGCUCAGAGUUCCUUCUCCUGCCCCAGCAGUUGGUAGUGGGGGACAGUCCAUGGAUGCAGACAGCCAUACAUGGCCCUGUCUGACCACCCCUUCCUGGGUGGCUCCUGCUGAGUUUGAUGGGUCUGUGCAGUAAAACUGCACAAGUCCAUUGGCUGUGUUGAAGGCACUUUGGGGCUCAAAGGAUUAAAUGCAAGUUGUUGUUAUGGUGAGUAAAUUAAAGCAUGGAGUUAAAAUUUGAGGUUUUAUAGCACUUAGCAUAAUGGGCCCUGGCAUGCCCGUGGCCUUUAGGCAGCUGCACCGUGUAAGUCUUUCCAAGUCCAAUAAUCCUCCUCAAAUAUGUUUUGAAUGCCCAGUGGCUGUUAAAAAGAUAAUGCCACCAAUCAGAUGUGAAUCAUUUCACCCACAAAUGGCUUCCUUGGUGCAUAUCCCUGCUAAGAGCUACUUUGCUGCCCUGUUUUCUCUCCACUAUCCUAAUUCAGAGAAACAACAAGGCACUGAUAAAGCAAUGCUUCUGGCUGGGCUCAGCACCUCCCAAUCUCGUGUAAAGUCUUCAAACUUUAAAGAAACCAAGGGGUUAUGUGGGUUUAAUAAUCAGCUAGCAAGUUCUCCUAAUUUCUCUUUUGGCCUCUCAUGGCCUGGAGGAUUUUCCAGAGAUGCUCUUCUCUGUCUGGAGUAUCCAGGUAAUCUGAGAGACACUUUAAGGGUGGCUGUUGAGGCUGAGGACAUUUUUCUGCUGUCUCUUACAGGGUGCACCUGGCUGUAUGAUCCCAGUUUAGCUUCAGAAAUCUACUGGUUGGUAGAAUUUCACUUUAGUCUGGUGGUACUUUUUAUCCUCUUACAGUUUGUUUUUUCUCUGUAUCAUUUUUUGCACUAGGCUGAUCUUGUCAAGUCGAUUGCACUGUUGUCCCUCUCCUGCCAGCCCUGCAGAGAUGGGUCAUCUCUGGGGACCUGCAGGCUGGGAAGCACUGUAGAGAGGCUCUCGGUAGCCCACUUAACUCUGUCCAGUGCUUGCAUUUCCAGCUCUGCACAGGGAGGAUGUAAAGAGGAAGAAAACCUUUGUCUUAGCAUUUGUAACAGGAAGCUUUUCUAUCACCCUAAUGUAGUUAAACUUCUUUUUAAUAAAAACUGUGAAAGCUGGACUUCUCAGAGCAGUGUGCCAGGUGACAGAGCAGAUGGAGGAGACAAAGCAAUUCCUGGAAAACUUAUUCAGACAUCACCAUAAUUCCAUCUACCAAAUGCUUGGUCACACUGACACCUGGUGGCGGUUGGGAUUGGAAACGAAAACUUAAAAAAAAAAAAAAAAAGAAAAAAGAAGAGAACUUUUCUCUUAGCUUUGGGUAUUUGUUUCCUGUGACUUGCCUAGGAUAACCUGCUUUAUUCACGAGGGGCUGCAGGACUCGACUGUGAGCAGAGAGGCUUGUACCGGGCAUGUCAAGGAUGGUUUGUGUGAGGACAUCCUUGUCUGCAAAGUAGUGAGAUGGGACAUUCCUUGGAGUCACCAGUAUAGAGGCCCUGGGUAGCAACACAGGGUCUCAGCUCCAUCUUCCUGCUUUGUGUGCCACUUGCUCCCUCUGCUCCUUGGGACCACAGCUAGAAUGCAGAGACUCUGCCCUGGAAUAGAGGUGGUUCUUCAGAGAGAGCAUCGGGUGCUGUUGUGAGGAGUGCAGUGCCUCGGGGAGCACUGGCAAUAGCAUCGUCUGGAUGCACGGCCAAGAACAGAGAGGCUCUCCAUCUCUGGAGGAUCACAGCCAGGUGGGAUCUGGGAUGGCCAAGCUGCAGAUUACUCCAAGGUGUCACUCAGAGAUCUGGAACUGUGCCUGUAACAUGGAGUCUAACAUCUCCUGGGACUCUGCACCCUGCACACCGCCUUGGGGUGUGUAGAGUGGAAAGAAACAAUGAGGAGUGACCCAGUAAUUGUGCUGUGAAGGAUGUAAUGCAGCUUGAGGAUACAGUUCAAGAGACACUUUAAGGAUCCCUCUGGCAGAGGAUAUGGUGUGAAAUGAAGGAACAUUAUCCUAAGGACUAUUGCAGCAUUACCUUAGAGCAUUGCAGCAGGGUCCCACUGCAGCCACUGCCAUCAGCAACUUGUCUGUUCCCAUCUGCCUUUGCAGCCAUGCAGGAGCACAUCUGUCCUUCUCAGCAGGUUUGGGACAGCUCCAACAGUCAGACACAACAAGCACCUUCAUCUGUGCUGGCUCAUGAGAGCCUCAUGGGCCCAUCUAAGCUGACAGCCAGGCUUUGAGCCGUUCUCAACACCUUCAUUCCUGCUGGACACAAACUGCAAGCCCUGGCAGCUGCUCAGGAUUGCUGCGGAGAACACUUAGAAACACUUGUGUCUGGCCCUGGAAAUAGCAGGGUUGUGGUUUUGUUUUCUUUGCAAUAAAACACACCUUCUGGGUGUCUGAACACUGA
This is a messenger RNA of Zonotrichia albicollis (white-throated sparrow), 6133 nucleotides long. It is a transcript of the gene PODXL2, whose product is annotated as podocalyxin like 2. The record is from RefSeq and is a predicted model, not a curated record. NCBI's taxonomy places the organism in Eukaryota, Metazoa, Chordata, Aves, Passeriformes, Passerellidae. Gene Ontology annotation, biological process: leukocyte tethering or rolling.